Acinonyx jubatus (cheetah) is the source of this 3681-nucleotide messenger RNA. Its product is annotated as olfactory receptor 52E8. Gene Ontology annotation, molecular function: olfactory receptor activity; G protein-coupled receptor activity. The coding region runs from base 278 to 1255 and encodes 325 amino acids. Gene Ontology annotation, cellular component: membrane. The transcript has a single exon. Lineage: Eukaryota; Metazoa; Chordata; Mammalia; Carnivora; Felidae. The record is from RefSeq and is a predicted model, not a curated record. Gene Ontology annotation, biological process: G protein-coupled receptor signaling pathway.
AUUUAUGUAUUAUAAUAUGGUAACCGCCAUAGCUUUAGCUGUCACUCCUACCACGUCACAUAAUUAUCGAUUUAUUGUUGGGGGUGAGAACAUUUAAGAUACAGUCUUUUGGCAAUUUUGAAGUAUAUAAUAUGGUAUUGUUAGCUAAAAUAAUUAUUUAACUUCUUUCUGAAAAAGAGUAAGGGAAGAUGAAAGUGCUUUUUGCAUUUUACUAGGAAUCUAGACAAAGGGAGAAGAGGAGAAGAAUUCACUAAUGAGAAGUCAAUAAUUGUCUCUGAUGUGCACAAAGAAUUGUGCAAACACUGCAGCAGAAAGAAUGGCUAUGCCUAAUGACACCCAGUUCCGUCCUUCUUCGUUCCUCCUCCUGGGUAUCCCAGGGCUAGAAGAUGUGCACGUCUGGAUUGGAUUUCCCUUUUUCUUUGUGUAUCUUGUUGCACUCUUGGGGAACGCUGCUGUCCUGUUUGUGAUCCAGACUGAGCACAGUCUCCAUGAGCCCAUGUACUACUUCCUGGCCAUGUUGGACUCCAUCGACCUGGGCUUGUCCACAGCCACCAUCCCCAAAAUGCUGGGCAUCUUCUGGUUCAGCCUCAGGGAUAUAUCUUUUGAAAGCUGCCUUUCCCAGAUGUUCUUCAUCCACUUCUUCACUGCCAUGGAGAGCAUUGUGUUGGUGGCCAUGGCCUUUGACCGCUAUGUUGCCAUUUGUAAACCCCUUCGGUACACCAUGAUCCUCACCAGCAAAAUCAUCAGCCUCAUUGCAGGCAUGGCUAUUCUGAGGAGCCUGUGCAUGGUGGCUCCUCUGGUAUUUCUCCUCCUGAGGCUGCCCUUCUGUGGGCACUAUAUCAUCCCUCAUACCUACUGUGAACACAUGGGCAUUGCUCGCCUGGCCUGUGCCAGCAUCAAAGUCAACAUAAUAUUUGGUCUUGGGGAUAUGUCUAUUUUAUUAUUGGAUGUGUUCCUUAUAAUUCUCUCCUAUGUCAGGAUCCUCUAUGCUGUCUUCUGCCUGCCUUCCUGGGAGACCCGGUUCAAAGCUCUCAACACCUGUGGCUCUCACAUUGGUGUUAUCUUAGCCUUUUUCACACCAGCAUUUUUCUCUUUCUUGACACACCGUUUUGGCCACAACAUCCCCCAAUAUAUCCACAUCCUCUUAGCCAACCUAUAUGUGGUUGUUCCGCCAGCUCUCAAUCCUGUAAUCUAUGGGGUCAGGACCAAGCAGAUUAAGGAGCAGGUUUUGAGGAUCUUUUUGAAAGACAGUUAACCAUUGGUAGUCUUAGAAUUACAGUUCAUAUUUGUUCCCUUUGCUCAUUAAAAGGGGGUUAUUGUCUAAAAAGAAGAGACGUAGCAAAGGUGAAUAUGAACAGUAAUAACAUUUCUUUCUCUAUAAUCCUUUGAGUUUAAAGAUAAUAAAUUUAUUGGUGAUAAUCUUACAAUUUGUAAUUAUUACAUCUCUUACAAAGUGCUUAUAUUUAUACUAUUUGAUAAUCAAGGUAGUUCUAUAAAGUAGUUGCCAUAUUCACAAAUUUUCAAAUGAAAGUUUGAUGCUUAGGAUCGCUAAAAGAUUCAUCUGAAAAUUCAACUAUUUGUGAGAAGUAGAUUAUUAACUCAGGUAGUUUUAGAAUCACCAGAAGAAAUAUGAAGGCAACAGAGUGGAAUUUGUUCAGGGAUUUUAGAUAAUUUUGGUGACAGAAUUCUUGAAAUAAUAACAAUGACAUUAUUUAACUCAUUAGGAUAUACUGUUCUAAAUAAUCUACUUACAUUAACACACCUAUUUCUUGUGUGAAUUCUAUGAUGUGGCUACUGUUAAUAUUUGCAUUUUCAUAUAAGUAAACUAUGGAUUAAAAAACUCUCCAUAAAAAAUUAUGAUUGAGAUUUUGGCUCCAGAUAUCUAGAGAAAUGGUAGCCAUGCAUUUAGAAAUGAAAUAAAGGGAGCAGGGAUAAUGGUUCAUAACAAUGAAAGAUAUAUUUAUUAAAUGAAUAUUCAUUAACUUCUACGUGUGCUCAGUUAUAUGUCACUGUUUGGUGAUAGACAAAUGGAAAGACAGAAUCCUAUGUCCUGAGAAAACAAUGAUGGGAGUUAGGCUAUUAAGGCAAAAAACAUUAUGCUCUAAGAUUACAUAUUAAUUUAUAUUUGGAAGGCUAUUUUUAGAAACUUUGUAAUAGUAUUCAAUAAAUAUCCCAAAUGCUGGGCCAAUAUAUUAAAGUUAGCCACACAAAACUAGAAAUGUAUUUGACCUUUUUUGAAUUUCUAAAAUAAUGACAUGGAAAAUUAUUGACCUAGUCAAAAAAAACCUAGUUUUUUUGUUUGUUUGUUUUGUUUUGAUUUUUAAGAAGAGGUUAUUUGAAACUACAUUCAAGAGAGUCUGCCAGAGUUGUGUUCUCUUUUACUUCAUUUAAGACCUCUGAUUCUUCCUCAGUUUAUGAGCAUGGAAAUUCUACUGCAUGACCAGAAAGUGUCAUAGAGAAAUAAAAAAAAUUUAGAUACGGCCUUCUAAAUCUUGUAGUUAAUUCUAUGGGGCACCUGGGUGGCUCAGUCGGUUGAGCCUCUGACUUCGGCCCAGGUCAUGAUCUCGCGGUCCGUGAGUUCGAGCCCUGCGUCGGGCUCUGUGCUGAGAGCUCAGAGCCUGGAGAGUGUUUCAGAUUCUGUGUCUCCCUGUCUCUAUGAUCCUCCCCUCGUUCAUGCUCUGUCUCUUUCUGUCUCAAAAAUAAAUAAACGUUAAAAAAAUAUUUUAAAUCUUGUAGUUAAUUCUAGCAAAAAUACUGUAAAUAGGACAGCAUAGAUACUCAAAUAUAAUAUUUGUUAGCAAUAUUCAUAUACUACAGUUAAAUGUUUUGUAUUUAGAAAAUCUAAGGGGCUAAGAGAGCACACCAGGGCAAUUGAAUAAGGAGACAUCAGACAAACUAAUUGUCAAGCUGAUCAGUAUAUUCAAAGCCUCUGACUCUAAAUAAGGUAACAAAGCUUUAGUCAUCCAAAUUCAUAAUAGAGGAGCUUAUCUGUUGGUACUUUAACAAACAAAAAUAAUAUUACAUUCAGACAUAAUUAAAUGUAAAAAUUAGUAACAUUAUUUACAGCAACUUGGACCUUUGGAUGAAAUAAUCCCAGUAAGAAAAAAAAAUGUUCCUGAAGAUUUUUGAGGAAGAAUAUAUCACUUGCAAAUAUGGGUUUUAGUAACACAAGAUAAAAAUUAAAAAUAUCUGCUUGGCCCAUCUAAGUUAGACAUUAAUGGUGUUUGGUGAUAUUUCCAGCUUUCCCAUGAACUGUGAGAUCCUGACCUGAGCCAGAGUCAAGAGUCAGACGAUUAACUGACUGAGCCAUCCAGCCUCCCCUAUUAAGGUUUUAUUUUAAUUUCAGUAUAGCUACAGUGUUAUAUUAGUUUCAGGUGUACAAUGUAUUGAUACAACACUUCCAUACCUCACCCUGUGCUCAUCACAAGUGUACUCUUUAAUCCCCAUCACAUAUUUUACAACUCACAUCCAGCAUAAAAUGUCUAAAUCAAGGGGGUAUUUGGUACCUCAUUAUUUUAAGGGAUAAAGAAUAUGAAACUAGGGGAGCCUGGGUGGUUCAGUCCGUUAAGUGUCCAACUUCAGCUCAGGUCAUGAUCUCACAGUUCACGAGUUUGAGCCCUGCUUCGGGCUCUGCACUGAUGGUGCAGAGUCUGCUUGGGAUUUUCUCUCUCUCUGCCCCUC